UAGUCAAAAGAUCUCUCCGCCGCGCUCACACACGCGCAACUCUCACUCCCGCAACACCUCCAUUACCAGCUUGCACUCUGUCCCCGAGGACGCUCCCCUAGCACCCACCAUGUCCUCUCCAACUCUCGACCCAAAGUCCCGCUCGCAACCUGAGAUAGGUACUUUAUCUACACUCUCCGCCGCGCCCCUUCCGGGAGACUCAACGCACGCGGGCACGGCUCUCCUGGGCGAAGAUUCAGGCACUAAGUCGCCUCAAAGCCCAUACUCUACGACUACUAUCCCAGGGCUUUCCCGUAAUCCAUCGUUCUCGAAUAGCAGCAUCUACCGCGAUGACGCCUCAGACGACGGCUCGUUUUUCCCUCCCGUGGAGCGACUCACUAUGUUCGACUUCCUCGAGAACCUCGCUCUACCACAACGGCUCGAAAAGCUGCAAACAAGCAUCCAGCAGCAGACUGAGAAGGUGCGGCGGCAGCAAGCACGGUUGAAAUCGACAGGCCAGUCCGCAAAAGAUAGAGUAGUCGACGAAUGGCGUCGGCGACUCCCAACGCCAGACGAGCAGCUGGAUAAAUACAAGAAGCGAAUGAAGGAAAGCGUUGAGAAGCUCGGUACGAGAUGGAACGACAACAAGGCUGUUACGAUGCGUGAGAAGCUCUCCUUCAUCUCCGGUGUCAUGAACAUCUUUGUUUCGGGUUACCUGAUCGGUGCACAUCCGGAGUGGUUUCAUUACUGGUACACGGUGCAGCUCCUAUAUUUCAUGCCCAUCCGAUACUACACCUACCAUAAAAAAGGCUACCAUUACUUCCUCGCCGAUCUUUGCUACUUCGUCAACCUCCUCGCUUUGUUGAGCAUCUGGAUAUUCCCGACCUCAAAACGGCUCUUCAUAAGUACAUAUUGCCUAGCCAUGGGAAACAACGCCGUCGCCAUAGCCAUGUGGCGGAACUCUCUCGUCUUCCACUCUCUCGACAAAGUCACCAGCCUGUUCAUCCACAUCAUGCCCUGCGUAACCCUCCACUGCCUCGUGCACCUCCUCCCCCCACCCCUCCAAGCAUCCCGCUUCCCCGCCAUCCACACCAUCAAAACCUCCCCGCCCACCUCCCCCGAGCACUACACCCUCCCGCAAAUGCUCCUCUGGGCCACCUGCCCCUACGCCAUCUGGCAGCUCUCCUACCACCUCCUCAUCACCGUCCGACGGCGCGAGAAAAUCCGCGCCGGCCGCCCCACCUCCUUCACCUGGUUGCGCAAAUCCUACGCGCCCACCCUCCUCGGCAAACUCGUGCUCUCGCUCCCAGACUCGCUCCAGGAACCGGCGUUCAUGCUGAUCCAGUACUCGUACGCCUGCGUCACGAUGCUGCCCUGCCCCAUCUGGUUCUGGUACCGGUGGGCGAGCGGCGGGUUCCUUGCGGCGGUGUUCAUCUGGAGCGUGUACAAUGGCGCGACGUACUACAUCGAUGUGUUUGGGAACCGGUGGCAGAAGGAGCUGGAGGCGUUGAGGCGGGAUGUCGCGAAGUGGCAGGGGAGUCCGGAGGGGCUGGGGGCUGGCGCGGUGACGCCGGGGGUAACUCCUCACGGCAACGGCGAGGCGGAGAAGGAUGCCGCGAAGGAUUCGAAGCAGGAGGAUGCGCGGCGGGCGUCGCUGGAGAGGAUUCCGCCGCUUGAUGGGGGCGCGGCGACGGGGGCGAAGGUUGAAAGUCUGGGAACAGGAGAGGGGGAGGGGCUUAGGGAGAGGAAGUGAGCUGCCUCCAUGCGUAAGGGGAGUGAGCGUGUUCUUUUGAAUUUGUUUGAUGAAUGUACGAUUUUUACAGUUGAUUAUGCUUUUUUAAUUGGUUUUGGCGCGGGCUUUCAUAUACCGCGUUUCGUUGUAUUGCAUACGCAUGGAGGCACUCUAGACUGGAAUUGGGCACGUCGCAUAUACCCCUCUCGUACGCUAUAUAAUAAUCUAUGACCCCUUUUGUAAGUCAGC
Messenger RNA from Mytilinidion resinicola, 1960 nucleotides. RefSeq lists its product as uncharacterized. NCBI's taxonomy places the organism in Eukaryota, Fungi, Ascomycota, Dothideomycetes, Mytilinidiales, Mytilinidiaceae. The record is from RefSeq and is a predicted model, not a curated record. Gene Ontology annotation, biological process: phosphatidylcholine biosynthetic process. The transcript is spliced from 3 exons. Bases 110 to 1732 code for a protein of 540 amino acids.